Molecule: messenger RNA, 978 nt
Organism: Nyctereutes procyonoides (raccoon dog)
Lineage: Eukaryota; Metazoa; Chordata; Mammalia; Carnivora; Canidae
Gene: GPR174
Product: G protein-coupled receptor 174
Exons: 1
Coding region: 1-978 (325 amino acids)
Biological process (GO): positive regulation of Rho protein signal transduction; phospholipase C-activating G protein-coupled receptor signaling pathway
Cellular component (GO): membrane
Molecular function (GO): G protein-coupled receptor activity
Source: RefSeq, a predicted model, not a curated record
AUGCCUAUUAAUGUCACGUGUACUGGGCCAGAUGGGGACAAGACAGAUUUUCGAUAUUUUAUCUAUGCAGUGACAUAUACUGUAAUUCUUGUGCCAGGUCUCAUAGGGAAUAUAUUAGCCUUAUGGGUAUUUUAUGGCUAUAUGAAAGAAACCAAACGGGCUGUGAUAUUCAUGAUAAACUUAGCCAUUGCUGACUUACUACAAGUUCUCUCCCUGCCACUGAGGAUCUUUUACUACUUAAAUCAUGACUGGCCAUUUGGGCCUGGCCUCUGCAUGUUCUGUUUCUACCUGAAGUAUGUCAACAUGUAUGCAAGCAUCUACUUCUUGGUCUGCAUAAGCGUGAGACGGUUUUUGUUUCUUAUAUAUCCCUUUCGCUUCCAUGAUUGCAAACAGAAAUAUGACCUAUAUAUCAGCAUUGCUGGCUGGUUGAUCAUCUGCCUUGCCUGUCUUCUCUUUCCUCUCCUCAGAACCAGUGAUGACACUGCAGGUAACAGAACCAAAUGUUUUGUGGAUCUUCCUACCAGGAACGUCAAUUUGGCCCAGUAUAUUGCCAUGAUGACCAUUGGCGAGUUGAUUGGGUUUGUCACUCCUCUUCUGAUUGUCCUAUAUUGUACCUGGAAGACAGUUUUAUCACUGCAUGAUAAAUAUCCUGUGGCCCAAGACCUUGGGGAGAAAAAGAAAGCCUUGAAGAUGAUUCUAACCUGUGCAGGAGUAUUCCUAAUUUGCUUUGCACCUUAUCACUUCAGUUUUCCUUUGGAUUUCCUGGUCAAGUCCAACAAAAUUCAAAGCUGCCUAGCCAGAAGGGUGAUUCUAAUAUUUCAUUCAGUUGCUCUCUGUCUUGCUAGUAUGAAUUCCUGUCUUGACCCAGUCAUAUACUACUUCACCACUAAUGAGUUCAGAAGACGACUUUCAAGACAAGAUAGCAUCCAACUCCAUGCAAAAUCCUUUGUAAGCAACCAUACCACUGAAUUAUGCUAA